Molecule: messenger RNA, 1262 nt
Organism: Musa acuminata AAA Group (dessert banana)
Lineage: Eukaryota; Viridiplantae; Streptophyta; Magnoliopsida; Zingiberales; Musaceae
Product: ethylene-responsive transcription factor ABR1-like
Exons: 2
Coding region: 1-1107 (368 amino acids)
Biological process (GO): regulation of DNA-templated transcription
Molecular function (GO): DNA binding; DNA-binding transcription factor activity
Source: RefSeq, a predicted model, not a curated record
AUGUGUCACAACGUGGCGAACCCACACCAGCUGCCCGACGACAGCUUCGCCGCCGAGGCGAGUGAUGGCGCACCGCUUUCGAGUUACCAUCGGGCGCAGGAGAUAUCCACCAUAGUGUCAGCGCUGGCGCAUGUCAUGGCUUCCGAGCGCAGGCCGCGGCCGGUUGGGAUGGCGGUGGACUCCGUGUCGGUCGUCUCUUCCUCGUCUUCCUCCUCCUCCUCCUCCUCAUCUUCGCUGUCCUGCAUCUCUUCUUCGUACUCGUCCCCGUCUCUGGGCGGUCAAGGUGGCGGCGCAAGCAGUCAGAACCGGACGAGACGGGUGCCGUCGCCGCCUGACUUGGCGUUGAGGCACCAUCAAGGCCUUGGCGAGUUCGCACGCUACCGAGGCGACGCAUCACCAGACGUUGCAGUAACAGAGCAGUAUCCACAAGGAGGCCCUCUGCCAAUACUAGGAUACCCUGUUCCUGCAGCAGCCAUGGAAGAGCCCUCCCCUGCUUCCUCCAACCCGGAAGAGGCGGAGAGAAGCGAGCCGAGAAGGAAGUACCGCGGAGUCCGCCAGCGGCCGUGGGGAAAAUGGGCGGCGGAGAUCCGGGAUCCCCACAAGGCGGCGCGGGUGUGGCUGGGCACGUUCGAGACUGCCGAGGAGGCAGCGCGGGCGUACGACGCAGCCGCCCUCCGCUUCCGUGGCAGAAGAGCCAAACUCAAUUUCCCGGAGAACGUCCGACUGCAGCCGUCGCUCUCCGUCCCGCUUGCGACGUCCAAUUCCCCUGCCACCACGUCGGAUACCAUAACCGAUUACUUGGCGUACACGAGGCUGUUGCAGGGGGGCGAGGAGCACCCGAGGAUCCCUCCGACGAGUCUCUUGGAUCAGUACAUGUACUCCAAUUACGCUUCGCCCAUGUGUUCGACUGUGAACGACGGCAGUUCUUUACCUGCUCCCUCCAUCCCUACCUACUCCUCCGUUGUAUCUUCAUCAUCAACUCCGUACUCUCCAUUCUAUGCUUCGAGCACGACGGAGCAGCAGACGAACUGGAGUGGAGUGUCGGAUAUUCCGGAGACAUCAUGGAUGGGUUCCAGCCAGUUUCCUCCAUCUUCUUCAGGCAGCUGAAGCAGGUCCAUUGGUUCUGCUCCAGUGUUCUUUCUCGCCUUCUUUUCUAUCUUUACACACAGUAGACUGUUUCCAUCUUCUUCUUCUUCUUCGUCUUCUUCUUCUUCUUCUUUUCGGUGGCUGAUAGCAAAUAAUCAAUGUAUUUUUCUUAUUUG